UUCGGAAAAGAAAAAAUUUCUACGGGCUAGAACUUUUUCAUUUCCGAUUUUACAGGAUUUUCAAUAGCAUUCAAUUCAAUAUGAAUAUACGUUACAUAUAGUUGCAUCGAUCGUGCGUGUACUAAGAAUAUGUAUGUAUAUUUGGUGUGUUAAUUGAUAUACGGUAAUUAUAAUAUAAUUUUGAUGUUAAUCUUUUUUAUACCUUGUUACUUUAAUUUUCUCCAUUUUUAUAUUAAAAUUAUUUCAUAAACAUUAGACUAAAAUAUGUGAUAUCGUUAUAUGUUAUUACAUCUCACUUAUAAAUAUAUAAAUAGUCGCAACAAAAUAUAUCAAAGGCGAGCUUGAAUUACUAUCUAAAUGUAUUUCAAUUGUGAAGUUAUUAAAUUUUCAAUUUCGAUUUAUAACAUGUUUUUGUAUUAGAAACUACAACACAAAAAGUAUUAUAUAAAGUAAUAUUGUAUAUUUUGCUGCAGACUAAUUUCUUCAAAUCAUUAAUGGUCUAAAACAAUAAUAAUACAGAAGCCUUUCAAAGUAAAACAUCGUCCAAGCUAAUGACAAUGAACAACGACACAUACCUGUGUUUAUGUUUACAGAAAUUCCUAUAGUUCGCCGAAAACAAGUUUUCAUUACAUGUUAGACAAGCGAAACGUAAGGAGUGUAGGAAAAGCAGACCUGAACCGUGCUUAAUUGUAUUUGGCCUCAUCGAAACGAUUGACAUCGAAGUUUAUAUACUAGAAUUCUCCGUUUGCUAUUUCUUCACGCUAAAAAAUUAAUAACACACCAUACGAAAAGGCAAUUGGCGACCUGAUACGAGGAGCUAUUCUUACCUAAAAGGAGCAAAAAUGUAUAAAUACAUGGAGAAUUGUAGACAGAACCUGGCGUCAGAAUUACGAAAUUCUGGAAAUCCUGAUGCGAAACCUUUGGAUAUGCAGGGUAUCGACAUUACUGAUACAUUCCAGGAAGUGUUAGUAGCAUCACAUGAAGUGAUUGCGCAGAAAAAAAAACUUCGUGAAGUGACAAACAGUUCGGUGACUAUAAUAGAAGAGAAAUUAAGUGUUUUAUUUAAGAAGGUAAAAGGUAAAACCGACUCAACAGAGACAAGCUUCAACGAUAUUAUAAGACUUGCAACAUCUUACUGUAACAUGGGUAUUGUGUACAAGGACGUGACAUCAAAAAAUAAAUUAGUGGUGGCUCGAAGUCAUUUGAAGAAAUGUUUAGAAUUAUUAAGUGGAAAAGAAAUGGACCCUAGAGCUAUUUUGCUUAUUAUGAGAGCGGUUGUGCAACUGGAACAUGUUUUCCGUCAACUCAAUGUAGCAGAAAAAAGUUGUUCAUUCUCACAUAAAGCGAUCGGUUUCUAUCUCGAAUACACAAGCCAGGGAAGUGAAUUUCCAGCGCCUAUCGUUUCACGCCUCUCGGUUAGUCUUGAUAUUGAAGAAUUGCGCUCAAAUACAAUGUUAUCUUUGGUAAUGUUAUAUUCGGAACUUUUACCCCACAUCAAGGAGUGUGAGCGCGACAAGUGGGAUCCAGAAACUCUUGUAAAACCUAUACAUAAUUUUUUCAUGAAUCAGUGGUCAGAUGCGUUAACGAGUCCAAUAGAAGCAUGUGCGUGGGCUUAUGCGACAAUUGACUUUUCGAACUAUUUCACACGACACUUCCGCUUCCCAGAUGCUUUAAAUUAUCUCGCUGCUAUAAAGUAUAUCUUAGAUGCAUAUGAAGAUUAUACAUGUAAAUAUUUUUCUGCUAUAAUGUCUUUUGGUGAUUUUCUUCUUUUGGAGGGGCAUUAUCUUACAGUAUGGGGCCUUUAUUAUAAAAAUCUUUUGUUUUUUUCGAAAUAUAAUUUCUCGUAUAGUAAAUACGUCAAGGGUCGUAGGGCAAAUAAAUCGAAAUCAAAGCCUUCUAUUGGGUCCGUGUCAUCUACGACAUUAUUAUUCACGAACUUGGAGGAACAUGUAAAAGAUAUUGUCAGUGCGAUUCCCGUUCAUAUAUCAAAGCUCGAUGAUGCUUUAACGAUUUACGACUAUUGCGUGAAAUAUUAUAAUAUGGCUAAAAACUAUUUUGUUGCAAAAGACUAUGAAAGUCAGUUUGUAAUAAUAUCAUCAAAUGAAAUCGACGCAGGGAAAUAUUUAACGGCUUACUUUGUGGCAGACAAAGACACACAGCUGCAACAUUAUAAACAGCGAAUAAGAAUUUUAACGGACAUGAAAAAUUUGAUCACAUCUGAACAGUUAAAUAGUUAUACUAUGUUUUUUAUACAGUAUAAUUUUGAACUGAUACGUAUUUAUGGCAUUGUUUUAGACAUGGUAUUAAAGGAUGCAGAAGUCACUGAAAAACGAUUUGAGGACAUAGACACAGAAGUGCGUACAUAUGUGAAAAAUAGUGUAGAAUAUAUUAAAAUGUAUGUAGAAAUGUUGGAUAAGUUAGUACUACUCGGAAAAAAAGAAUAAUAUAGGAUACGAUCCAUUCCUCAAAACUUCGUUUGUGUAUCAAUUGUUAUUAUAUUAUUAUUAUUAUUAUUAUUAUUAUAACUAAAGAAGAAUUUCUUAGAGAUCACUGGACAACUUUAUGGACAUAUAAAACGGAAGUGCAUGACUAUGUGAAAGUAUAUGAAGUAAUAUAGAAUGUGUUAUAAAGUGUACUUGGAACAGUCGCAUGUUAUAUUCGAACCUCGGUUCGAACCAUUCAGAAAAGAAAGUUUAACAUGGGACAUGAUCUAUUUUUAAAAACAUGAAAUGUAUCAAUGUUUAUUAUAGUCAAAGAAAAAUUUAUUAUUAUAGCCAAAGAAAUAAUUGGAAUCAGAAAUUCUAUUGCUUUCUAUUUUGACGAACAUGUGCAGAAAUAUAAUUUUCUAAUACAUGAUUUAUAGAACAUAGUAUAUAAUAUACCAUGCAUGAUAUUAUAUGACAUAUUGUAUAUUGAGCAGUACAAUUUAUAUGUAUAAUAUAUGUAUAUGUAUAGGUGUAAUAAUGUAUAUGUGCGUAUAUUUUUGGUUGAAAAAUAUAUAAUACAAAUUUAAAAUAUCAAGUUUCAAAUAUACUACAGGGGCGCCCUUAUAUAUCCUGCUUGAUAAAAUUCUUUAACGCAGUUGACAGUAAAUGAAUUCACUAAAAAGGGUAUUAUACUGAAGAGGAAUUCCUAGAUCGAAGGAACGAAUCACGGAAAAAUGACGAGUUUAUAGAAGAUUGAAAUACAUAAAGACAAUCAUUAAACGCGCGACGAACGGUUCGUCUCCAUCUGUUGGGUUGGGUCGCCAUUCAUAAAGUCAUCGCAAAAAUGUCAUGUCAGAGUUCACGAUCCAUCCACGUUCUUCUCCAAGGAGCCACGACCGGAAUAACUGUUCAAGACGCCGUUUAAUUUGUGACUUACGAGAAAUUGAACGUUUACUGUCGUUGCCACUUCAGGCGCAUACGAUAUGCCACAUUGACUUCUGACCGCUUCGUUUUUGACAUCCCAGCGUUUAUAGCACGAAAUGCGUACGAUUAUCCUUCAUGUAUAAAUAAUUAUACGGGAAGCGUUUGGUCGACUCUCGAAUAGCUGACGAAAUUGGGGUCGUCGGGCGAAAGGACGUUGAAAGGUGUGACGAGAGGUGCCGAGAAGGAAAUACACUGAAUGCCGAGGAAACGAAGCACCGAGUUCUAGCCAGUCGGCUGGGGAAAAAGAUCCUUGCCGAUAGCGUGUCUGGAUGGAUUGACGGAAAAAAGUACAGCCGUUACGUCAAGCACGCACGGCAAUGCAGUGUCGAUUAUCUGGUGUAUAUCAGCGCGGCGAUCGAUCUCGGGAUAGACAUCUCGAGACUUUGAUUCGUGCGCUUGAUUAAUGACACUUUAACACAGAUCAGGCUCGCAUCCCUUUGGCGAGCAAUUACUCCUUACUUAUCUGUUCCGAUUGCUCUCUUUUAUUAAUUUCAUGUAAAUUUAUUCGCAUACAUCAAUCUGGAAGAUUGACGUGUGUAUUAAACAUCUUGUUACAAAUUGUUCAUCUUGUAAGGUGUAAGAAAUUAUUCUUGCUCUUUCUUUCAAAAUUCGUAAUUUAUUUAAAGAAUCAAAAUAAUAUAAUUCAAAUUUUGGAAGAGAGAAAGAGAAAGUUUUCUCUAUUGUAUGAAUGACUUUGUGCCAUUCGUAUGCGCGUUUAAUUUUAAUUUUGAUUUUAAUGACAUGUUUCGGGUAAUACGUAAAUUCAACUACAAUAGAAAUUAAGUGUACUUUCAGGCAUUGAUAAUGACGCUAAACUACGGCUGAAUAUAUUGCAGUAGCUUGAAUCUUCAAAAUAAAUCAAGCAAUACUAAAACAAAUUACUUUUCCUUUAUUAUUUUUGCAAUGUUCUAAAUAUUUAUCUGUUGAUAUAAUUUUUUACUAUUACUUUUGUCGUUUACUAUAAUUUUUGUUUUUGCGAGAAACGUGCGUUUUUUAAUCAAAUAGUAGUAACAAAACGAAAGUAUAAAAGUAGUAAUAAAAUUAAUAGAUAAAGUUUAGAAUACUGCAGAAAUGCCCAGACCGAAAGCUCGGAGAAAAGGUUCAAGUUCGAUAAUGUUCGAUUUUCGCCGAUCGACAUGGAUGGUAGUCGCAAACCGAUUCGAAGGUCCGCGUCGGACCUUCGCAGAGUCGGGAAAAGUCCGGUCGCUUUACUGGAAACCGGAGCUCUGCUUUUUUGGCCUUUUCUCGAUGCUCUCCCUGGCGAGCGCUGUCCAGCGCGUCUGUGCAGAUUGGCAACCGGUUUUCCGGUUGGCCUCUCCCAACCGAUUCCUCACUCCCACUCUCACUCCCACUUCUGUUUCCCAUUCCAGAGUCGCGCGCAUUCUCCAUACCUCACACCCUCAUCCCUCACACAGUGCCGUAAUUCUACGGCGCCAUGCUAUAUCUUUAUCCACAUUUGCGCUCCCGGAAAUGAAUAAUUGGAUGAGUAAUCGAAUGAAAUGAGCAACAUAGUCUGCAUUGUAUAAAACCAUAUAUGUAUGUAAUUGAUUAAACUCUCCAUAUAGGUAUGGAAUUGAUCUGAGUGGAUCUGAAUCUGAAUAUCGCAUGACCUGAACUGGAUAUUCUUCAGAGAUGCGCUAGAAAAAUCAUCAGUGAGAGGACUGGUGCUGAUCGAACAUUUCCGCUUGUGAUUCACUUUCUCAUGUAUAUCUGUGUACAUGUGUGCAUAGCAUAUAAGCUACUUAAAUGCCAGUGGAGCUUAAAUGCCUGCAACUUUCUAUUAUUUAUAAAAAUAUUUUUUUCUACGAAGCAGACAACUACGAUCUAACUUUUACGCGAAGGGCGUAGAGAUAAUCGUACUACUAUUUUUUCCACGAUGCAAAUAAAGGGUGAUUUAAACUAACAGAAGAAUGAGAUCUUUCUAUCGAUGGAGCCUUCUGUUACAGAGAUUCCUCACUUUUUCAAGCAAUAUGCUUUUUGUAUAAUAAUUCAACACAAAAUUACAAUUGAUAGCUGCACUGUGUUAAAGCGUGGUCUUCGUGCAACGUUCAAGUGUUUAGUGUUUUUCAUUUUCUCUUCACAUUGAAAGAGACACUUGAGACGCAACGGGUCUCGGCACUUUAACGGAGGGCUUACAGCUUCCUGGCUACGCAACUGUCCGAUCCUUCGCAUCGCUCUCGUUAUUCCUCAUUCCUGGCCAUGUGUUUGAGCGCGAUCAGAGCGGAAAGCAGGGACGAACUGAUGGAACUGUUUUGCCCUACUCCUUUUCCCCUCGAUGCGAGUGUCUUUCUGAUAGAGCUCCGUGCGGUUUCCAGGAUAUCCAUUGCGCGGUCUGCCGAUAAUAAUAAAUAAAUCAACUUCAUGGCCCGUUCACGGAUAAGAAUUCCACGGACAACGGCCGACGCGCAAAAACGCGCUAGGAAGCGAAUGGUAUCGAAACCGCGAAAAAUCUCAUUAUCCUGGAACAUGCACGAACGCGGACAGAUGUUUCAUCUUAAUGUUCCGGAGCCGCGCCUCAAUUUUCUGCAUGACUCCGUUUUCUCUCCUCCCAUUGCCGAUUUUUUAAAGAUCCACCAUCGUGCUCCGCUUCGACCGUGGCGACCACACACGCGGAAAAGAGCAAGAGAAUAGCUCGUCCGUCCGCAGAGCGGAAUACUUGCGAUUCACAUUUGUGGUCAAGUAAUUAAGCGCGAUAAUAGCCAUGACAGCGAUAAAAUAAGAGGAUAGAGUAGACCGUAACAACGGUGAGCUACUUAGAUCGAAUUUCACCUUCUCUUUCCUCGUGGCCCUCCCAUUCACACAAGCACACAUGCGUACGUGCACGCACAUUUGCCGCAUGAACGGAUCGAGACGCUUCAGUACUCCGUGUAAGAAUGAUGAUUUUCGGUGAUAAUUGUUUUUUCAUUUUUAUGUACAGUUUAGAAAUGUCUAUCAAAUCAUGUUUGAAUAUGUUCACUGCCAGUUGUAUUAAGCAUGUUAUUAAGCAGGAUGUAAAGGCUUUUAUUUUUGGUUCCAAACAUAUUAUUUUGAACAUAAAUUAAAUAUCCGUUAAUUAAAAGUUUUAUGUGAAUUUUAAAAUUUUACGUGAUUAUUAAAAAACAGUUCUGUGAAAACUUUAUUAAAUAAAGAAGAAACAUAUCUUAAUGCUUUGAAAUCAUACAUCAAAGAAAAAGAUCAAAAUCAUUUUAAAUUACCUAUAACCAUUGUUAUAAAGAUUAUUAAAGUAAAAAAAAGAAA
Ooceraea biroi (clonal raider ant) is the source of this 6647-nucleotide messenger RNA. RefSeq lists its product as uncharacterized. Lineage: Eukaryota; Metazoa; Arthropoda; Insecta; Hymenoptera; Formicidae. The record is from RefSeq and is a predicted model, not a curated record.